CCAAAAGAAUACUGUAUUCUUUUAUUCCUUCUCAUUUUGAAUUGACAAUCACGCAUGGCUUGCUUUCCGUAUAAAACUAGCAUUACUUCUCAAUUCAUUAUCGUUCCCGGGAGUUCUCAUUCCCCGGUGCGCUUCAAUCGAAGUCUUUCCAGCUGGAGCCGGAUAACGUGCCAGAAGAUGUCUUGUUCGACCGAGAGCGAUGUUCCUACUCUCAGAACCGUCACCAUUUCUUACUCGGAGCUCAAGGACAAGAACGCUGACUUGUCGAUGAAAAUUGAACAAGGGUUUGGACCAGACGGGCUUGGAAUUCUCUCCGUUACAGAUGUUCCAGGGUUUUCUUCAUUGCGUCAGAAUCUUCUGCAUCUUGCACCAAGAUUAGCAAGUCUGCCUGAAGAGGUGAAGAAGGAUCUUGAAGAUCAUCAUAGUAGGUAUAAUUUUGGAUGGAGUCAUGGGAAAGAGAAGCUUGAAUCUGGAAAGCCCGACAUGUUGAAGGGUUCCUUCUAUGCAAAUCCAGUAUUGGAUGUACCUACAACCGAGCCAUCUUUGAUACAACGGUAUCCCUCCUAUUGCGGUUCAAAUAUAUGGCCUGAUAGUGCAUUGCCCGAACUUGAAGUGGCUUUCAAAAGUCUUGGAAAGCUGAUCCUAGAUGUUGGACUGAGGGUGGCAUUUCAUUGUGAUCGAUAUGUGUCUAAAGGAAUGAAAAUGCAUGUGGAUGAAGGCCUUGAGCAAAUACUUCUUCGCUCUCGAUGUCACAAAGGCCGUCUGCUUUAUUACUUUCCAGCACAAGAGAGCAAUCAUGUCCAAGAUGGUGACUCGAUGUCAUCUUGGUGUGGGUGGCAUACAGACCAUGGCUCAUUGACAGGUCUGACCUGUGGUAUGUUUACAAGAGAUGGUAUUGUAUUACCUUGUCCUGAUAAUGCUGCUGGCCUCUAUAUAAGAACACGGACUGAUCAAAUUGUCAAAGUUGUCUAUGGAGAAGAUGAGAUAGCAUACCAAAUUGGUGAGACAACUGAAAUACUGUCAAGAGGUUUUCUCUGUGCAACACCUCAUUGUGUCCGGGCACCAAAUGGAAGGGAUGCUUCUGGUGUUGACAGAUCCACAUUUGCAUUAUUUAUGCAACCAGACUGGGACGAAAAGCUUAACUUUCCUGAGGAGGUACACAUUCAUAAAGAGGUGAUAUCAUCAAAUUCAAAUGGAUCUCUUACAUUUGGAGAAUACUCAGAGAAACUUCUCGACAAAUAUUACCACCUGAAAACAUAAAAAUUUAUCAUCCAAAUUUCCUCUAAUGCUGUGGCCCGUGGGAACUCAGUAUGAGAAUUCAUCCUGACUAGAUGAAUGAUUGAAAUCAAUUGUAAGUUGACAUUGUUGAAUUUCUACAAGCAUAUCACAAAAGAGAACAAAAAAAUUUUAGGGGUGAGCACGGGUAGCAGGUAGAAUCGGAACCUACGAGUAGAAUAGAAAUCAGACACUGUGUGGUUCCAGAUUCGAUUCCUACAUGUGGAGGAACCGAAACCGGAACCAAAAGCUGCAGCGGGUACUUUGUUUUGGAACUUGGGCUGAAAUAAAUAUUUGUGAAGCGAGA
Messenger RNA from Pistacia vera, 1582 nucleotides. RefSeq lists its product as uncharacterized. Bases 55 to 1260 code for a protein of 401 amino acids. NCBI's taxonomy places the organism in Eukaryota, Viridiplantae, Streptophyta, Magnoliopsida, Sapindales, Anacardiaceae. The transcript has 15 exons. The record is from RefSeq and is a predicted model, not a curated record.